This is a messenger RNA of Amborella trichopoda, 3503 nucleotides long. Its product is annotated as sister chromatid cohesion protein PDS5 homolog D. The record is from RefSeq and is a predicted model, not a curated record. Gene Ontology annotation, cellular component: chromatin; nucleus. Gene Ontology annotation, biological process: mitotic sister chromatid cohesion; DNA repair. NCBI's taxonomy places the organism in Eukaryota, Viridiplantae, Streptophyta, Magnoliopsida, Amborellales, Amborellaceae.
UUUUUUCUCUCUAAAACAGUCACUCUCCCUCAUUUUCCUCUUUAUUCUCUCUCCUUCCAUCCCCUUUUCUCCCUCCGUUCCCCAUUCAUUGUAUUUCAUUAAAAUGCCAGAGAAAAAUCCCUGCAUAUGAGGAGGAAAAACGCUAUAAAAGUUUACCUUGCAUUGCUUUCUUCCUCACCUUUGUCUCAUCAUUUUUUAGGGUUCUUUCGAUUUCCUUUUCCUAGGGUUUCUGCAGUGGUUGUUCCUCCUUAUUGCCGUAGAAGUGUCGCAGGCUGUUUGUGCUAGGCUUUUAGGGUUUUUUUCAAAGGUUUGUUUGGCUUCUGAGGUGUUCGGUGAAAUGGUUGUUGAUUCUUUUUAGGGGAGCUUGGAGAUUUAGGGUUUUGUUGAGUAGAGAUGACAACUACAGAGCACGAGUUGGAGGAGCAGCUUCUCGAGGCCGGGAAGAAGCUUGAGAAGCUUCCUUCUGAUCCUUCUGAGCUCCUCCCACUUUUGGAGAAAGUAGAGUUUUGUCUGUCAAGGGCAGAACAGUCUCCUUCUAAGUCUAUGUCAGAUGCGCUCGUUCCAUCAACAAAUGCAUUGGUUACUUCAGAGCUUUUGAAACAUCCAGACAAAACUAUUAGAGUUGUUGUUGCCUCGUGUAUCAGUGAGAUCACAAGAAUAACAGCCCCAGAAGCUCCUUAUGGAGACGACUUGAUGAAGGAGGUCUUCCAGAUGAUUGUUGCAUCAUUUGAAGAUCUCUCUGAUAAGUCCUCUCCAUCAUUUAAUAGGCGGGUUUCAAUUCUUGAAACUUUAGCGAAGGUUAGGUCAUGUGUUGUGAUGCUGGACCUUGAAUGUGAUGCCCUGAUUGUUGAGAUGUUUCAGCAUUUCCUGGAAACCAUAAGGGAGGACCAUCCAGAAAACGUGUUCACAUCCAUGGCGACGGUUAUGACGCUUGUGUUGGAGGAGAGUGAAGACAUCUCUUUUGAACUAAUAUCUGCUCUUCUAAAUUGUCUUAUGAAGAUAAAACAGAAUGCUUCAUCUUUUGCAUCCAAGUUGGCAAAGAAAGUUAUCAGUAACUGUCGUGGUAAGCUUGAUCCAUACAUGGAUAAGGCAUUGGAGGAAUUGGGUAUCUCAUCUGCUGAGUUCACCGAAGUUAUGGAGCAACCAUCUAAAGUUCCAAAUUCCUCUGAUCAGAAUUUGACAGAUGAGUGCAAGAAAUCGGAAUCUAGCGGUACGCUAGAGCCGCCUCCGGCACCUCACCCAGGUCCGGAAAAGCAGGAAGGUGAGCCUGCACAUCAUGAAGAAACGGGUGUCGUUGACAUAACUUCCAAGGAUAAAAUGAGUAAUGGCACUGCUAAACUUACUGAGGAAGACACACCUGUGGAUACUGAGGUUCCUAAGUUGAAGGCUGAUCGUUCUCACCGUGGUACUUCAUCAACAACCAAAAAUAAGAAGGAAACUUUGGACCCUCGAAAGAGCACCGAGCUCGAAUCUCCUCGUAGUCAAACUACUGAGAAAAAGAGGGGACGGAAGCCCAGCAUAUUGUCCCCUUCAUCUGAUGCCUCUGAGGAUACUCGAUUUGCUAAUGAAAAGGAAGAUGUCGAACCCUCCAAGAGGAAAAGGCAGCGGCAGAGCAAGGGUUCGGAAAAUGCUCCUUCUGACGCUCCACAGGGCAAGGAAGCGGCAGCUUCUUCUGUAACAGUGAAGAAGCCACAACUUCCUUCUCCAUCAAGAUCCAACAAUGAAACUGCAGAUGUUCCAUCGCCUGCAACGGAGGCUUUGCCUUCAGAGAUGGCUCGGCCUACGCGACGCAGGUCAAAAGUUAGCCAGAAAGAUGAUAAUAAAUUAGAAUCUGAUGUCUCAGUCACACCUGGUGAAGCAAAGGAAACUUCUACGGUGGAUCAUGGUGGAGAUAAAUCAAAGUUACCUAAAGAUCCUGUUGACAAGGCACCCAAAAUGAAGUCCAAAGCAGAAAGUGAAGGUGAUGCUCAUCCUGUAGUGAAGACAUCAAAGCGUUCAAAUAAAAAAGGAAAUGCAAGUAAGAAGGAAAGUAAUGAUAAGAGCAGUGAGGAGAAGAAACCAGCUGGCGAUUCGAGCUCCAAGAAAUUAGACUCAGCUUCCAAAUCAACAACUGAAUCAGCAAGCAAAGAGCGCACACAAUCGGAUGCCCCAAAAACAGCAAAAAGGAAAAGUAACGAAAAAGAUGUGACUCCUGCUGUUCAUGGUGAAAAAGAUAUUGACGAGAGUCUUGUUGGGUCAAGGAUCAAGGUUUGGUGGCCACGUGAUAAACAGUUCUAUGAGGGUAUUGUUCAGUCAUUUGAUUCGGAGAAAAAGAAGCAUACGGUAGCAUAUACUGAUGGUGACGUCGAAGUACUGAAGCUUGAAAAGGAGCGCUGGGAAUUAGUUGAAGCUGAUGCUGAACCUGAAGCGGGACCGGCAACUGCUGUUACAUCUCUUGAUGCAUCUCCUGUAACGCCUCCUCGGAAAAGGUCAAAGAAGAAUGCAGGUUCUUCAGUCAAAGAGGUCAAGACAGAAGCUCCAGUAAAAAGGACUGAAAGUUCGUCUGGAAAACAAAGGGGUGGUGCUUCUCGGUCCGGUGAGAAAUCCAACACAAAUGGCUCUUCUUCAGCUAAGGGCAAGCCUGGUUCAUCCAACAAGAAACCAGAGGCCAUUGACUCAGCUACUAGAAAGGUUACAACACCAAUCAACUCAGCCAUCAAGAAGCAAGAGAGCAAUAACUCAAACACUAAGAAGCCUGCCAUUGAGAACUCGGAAUCUAAGAAGCCUGGAAGAAAGAAGGGAAGCGGCUCUGCCAUUAAGCAGGAGAGCAAUUCUAGUGAUAAGAAGCAAGAGGGAAGCUCAAGCAACAAAAAGGAUAUUGAUUCAACUGAUAAGAAACAAGAGAGCAAUUCAUCGACCAAGAAGCAAGAGAGCACAUUGGUCACGAAGAAGCAAGAGAGCGCAUCGGCCACCAAGAAGCAAGAGAGCACAUCGGCCACCAAGAAGCAAGAGAGCACAUCGGCCACCAAGAAGCAAGAGAGCACAUCAGCCACCAAGAAGCAAGAGAGUGUGCCAAAGUCUAGUGGGAAGAAGAGACAGAGGAAAGCCUAGUUUUACUAGUGAAGGCUUUUAUACACAAGCUGGAAGAUACUUAUGGCCCUGCUCGCCCACUGUUCCCGGAAUAUGUGGUAUCUAGUCUCCUCCCUUGAAUUCUUUUUUGUGGGUGCUGCAUAUAUUAACCAUUUCUCUCUCUCUCUCUCUCUCUCUCUCUUUUCUCUCGUUCUCUCUCCCUAAUACUGUGCACACCCGUGUUGUGUAUGUGUUGACAGGAUAGGAUGUAGAUGAUGUGCAAAUGGGUUGGGGAGGGGGGGGUUCUCUUUUUCUCUUUUUCUUUUUUAUCCCCUCUUUAUUCUAGCUGAGUGUGUUUUUUUGAGAUUGAAACCACACAAACUUUUAGAUGCAUGGGUCCUAAGGUUGAUGUCUUAUUUUUAUGGCAAUAGGCAUUAGCACUCAUUUUUGUUACA